AUGACCAGCCACACGAGCAGCCCCGACAUUCUCCCCACUACCUCCGACUCAUGGGACAAGCCGCAAUACCUGCCGCUGGAAAACCCGGAGCUGUACCUGAUUGAUUACAACGGCCCGGACGAUCCCGAGUGUCCGCUCAACUGGCCCAUGCGACGCAAAAUCCAGACGACGGUGCUCUAUGCCAUCAUGACCUUUGCAGCCCAGAUGAACUCGGCUAUUUUUUCGCCAGCGGCUCCCCAUCUCAUCAAUGCCAUGGGGGUGGGCCAUGAAGUAGCCACCCUCACAACAUCUCUCUAUGUGGCAGGAAUUGCAUUUGGACCUUUGCUGUUUGCACCCUUCUCCGAGGUCUAUGGCCGCAAAAUAGGAGUCACCAUGCCCUUUCUCAUCUCUAUUCUCUUCACUUGUGGAACGGGAGGCAGUGAAAACAUCCAGAGUAUCAUUCUCACCCGGUUUUUCGCGGGAUUUUUCGCCUCAGCACCCAUUGUUUCCUCCGGAGGCGUCCUGUCCGAUAUCUGGGCACCUUCAGUCCGAGGAAACUACAUGGUGUUAUAUGGAGGCUUUGUGAUUGCAGGAGCGUCUCUAGCGCCCCCGAUCGGAGCUCUGCUUCUCAAACACUCCCCCACGGCCUGGAAAUGGGUCUGCUGGUUCAUGGUAGCUCUCAGCAGUCUUAUUCUGGUGCUGGUGUUGAUUCUCUGUCCGGAAACGUACCCUCCAGUGCUACUACAGCGAAAGGCCCGAAAGAUCCGUCUCGAAUCAGGAAACUGGGCUUACCACGCAAACCAUGACCGAUGGCAGUUCACACUUGACGAAUUCAUCAAGCGGCAUCUGAUCCGGCCAUUUGCUAUGCUAUUGACACCCAUUUGUUUCUUCAUUGCGCUUUAUGCGUCCUUCGUAUACGGCAUCUUCUAUCUUACGCUGACUUCCGUCAACUAUCAAUUUACCCAAUACAGACACUGGGGCUACGUCGAGGCCUUUUUGCCUACAAUUGCCGUUUUUGCCGGCGCAAUCGUCUUUGGGUCAGCCUCCAAUCUGUGGAGUGGAAAGCGCUAUCGUCGACUGGUGCUGGCCAAUGAUGGAAAGGCCAUCCCCGAAGAACGGCUCGUAGUGAUGAUGAUUUUCGGCUGGAUUUUCUCUGCAGGACUCUUCAUCACUGCCUGGACGUCGUCGCCAGACAAUCACUGGGCCCUUCCAUGCUUAGGCCUGCUUCUAACAGGCUGGGGCUUCUUCGUCAUCUUCCAGGCGUGUCUCAACUACCUGGUGGACGCCUUCCAAAGAUAUGCUGCGUCGGCAGUGGCUGCCAACACCUUUGCCCGCUCCGUGUUUGGAGCUGUCUUUCCCCUCUUUGCAAAGCAGCUGUUUGACACCUUGGGUGUAGAUUGGGGACUCUCGCUGCUGGCAUUUGUGGCUGUGGCCAUGAUUCCCAUUCCGUGGGUAUUUUACCGCUACGGCAAUCGCCUACGAGGCAAGAAUCCGUUUCUCAGCGUUGUUUCGUGA
Messenger RNA from Yarrowia lipolytica CLIB122, 1494 nucleotides. RefSeq lists its product as uncharacterized. Gene Ontology annotation, biological process: transmembrane transport. The record is from RefSeq and is a predicted model, not a curated record. Gene Ontology annotation, cellular component: plasma membrane. NCBI's taxonomy places the organism in Eukaryota, Fungi, Ascomycota, Dipodascomycetes, Dipodascales. Gene Ontology annotation, molecular function: transmembrane transporter activity.